This is a messenger RNA of Pantherophis guttatus, 5542 nucleotides long. RefSeq lists its product as uncharacterized. Gene Ontology annotation, molecular function: RNA polymerase II cis-regulatory region sequence-specific DNA binding; DNA-binding transcription activator activity, RNA polymerase II-specific. Gene Ontology annotation, biological process: regulation of transcription by RNA polymerase II. Lineage: Eukaryota; Metazoa; Chordata; Lepidosauria; Squamata; Colubridae. The record is from RefSeq and is a predicted model, not a curated record. Gene Ontology annotation, cellular component: nucleus.
AAGGACCAGUUUUCCUUCCUCUGCGCGUCUAAUAGUGGAAAAGGGGGACCUUUGCGUGGGUUUUGUAGUCUCUCUCUGAAGCUGCCCUCCCCAUGGGCUUUAUUAAACACCUGGAGAGAGGGAAACUACAGGGAAAGCUUAGCUGAAAAUCUGCAAGGAGAUUACCAGGAUGUCGAUCACCAACAGGUCGACCUCUUUUAUCAUGGUCUUUAUCAGAGGGAUGCGGUUGAAAGACGAGAAAGGGUCGCGGGGGGGGGCACGCCAAGUGAAGCCUAAGUCCAGGCAGGUGGCAGGGAACAAAAUCUGCAGCUCAGGAAGGAAGGAAGUUUGCAAUAUAAUUCUUAUACUGGAGGCUUUUCCCCAUAAAGCUUAAUGUGAUUCUGGGUUGGUGGCUUAGCUUUCACUAGUUGGGUGGCUGCAAUCUUUUGUAGGUAAAAUUGACCUAGCUCCCAUGAUGUGUGGGGUUAUGGCCAGGCUAAAUUAUUAUAAAGUAUACCUUGAGAUUGUACAGACAGCGGUUGAAACAGGCUGCAGGGUGUGGGUGUGUAUGCAUGAGGGGAGAUGUGGAGAGAGAAAUGAAGGAUUUGAGUCAUGUUAUGCAUAUUCUUCGCCAGUACCAUUAAUUGCGUAUUUAUUUCCAGAUUCCAUUUAAUGUUGAUCUUAGUCAUUAAAGCCUCACAUGGUUUAGCUUGAAAUAAUUCCUUUCCCUAUAUGAAGUUUUAUGGAUUCCAACUUUGGCUUCAGAAUCUCUGCUUUCUGACCCACCCCCAAAACCUCGUUACUGUAUGAGCACUUUGACAGAUGAGACAGUUCAGCAGGGUUUUUUUUAUUUGUUUGCUUUUUAUUUUAUUUUUUAAAAAAAACAUUGCUUUGAUUGCUUCUGCUGCAAGGAAUUUAUCAUCAUCUGCUCAUUUUUCAAACUGCAUCCAUGCUUGUAUUAUUCUAAUGUUACCAGUUCUUUAUUUUUUUCCAAAAAUAAUACUACAUCAGUAAUUGCAGGUGGGAUUAUUGUAGCAUUAAAUAUUAGUAAAUAUUAAAAAUGCAAGUAAUUAUUGUUCUGUAGAUGUUGCCACAAUGAUAACUGAAUUUCUGAUAUCUAAUUUUUUGAUACAUAAACAUAAAUGUUAAUGUUAAAUGUUAAUAUAUUUGAAUUUGAAUUUUGAAUUUGUAUACCGCCCUUCUCCCUGAGGACUCCCUGAGGAUUUGAAUUUACUUCUACUUCAGUGCAUUUUAGAGAAUAUUAGAUAUAUGUAUAUUUGUUCAAUAAUCUUUAUUAAGGUCUUGCAAAGCAAGUGAAAACCCUUAUUCCCUUUUUGGAGAGAAAAGGGAAGGUUUAAUUAAUAACAAACAUAAUUAUUUCAAAAAUAAUAGACUUACACACUUUAAUGCAUGCAUAAUUUGUAUGUAAUUGGACCAAAAUGGACUGUAAAGAAAAUUGUUGUGGGAAGAAGUGAGCUGCUGUUUACAUGCUGUUAUACAAAGAAUUAAGACCCCAGUUGUUAAGUAUUGCUUAAUAGUUCUGCUUUGCACAAAACAUACAAGGGAUAGUAUUGUUUCCCCUUCCACUUAGAUAUUGAGGGUGGACAUCUCUAGUGAUAGCCCUACACACAAAGACUCUUGCACAGAUCGGGACUCCCAUUUUUGGAGGACUUCAGUUCUCACAGUUUACCAUGCUUUUUGUACUGAUGGCAGGGAUAAGGAAGCCUGCAAUAUGCUUGUAUAUGCAGUAAUAAGAGGCUUCUGUUUCUUAAAGUCAAUUGGGCACAAGUCCUAGAUCUAACCUGUUUGGGAAUACAUCCCGUUUAAUUAAAGAUUUGGCAGGUGCAUUUGUAAAACAUAAUAAGCUUGGGCAGAAUUAAUCUCUUAGAUUUUGUAGUUUAUCGUAGCGGGCAAACCUGCUGUUAGGUUAAUUUAUGAUAUACAGUUAGUCUGUUUAAAGUUACAAUGGCACUGAAAAAAGUGACUUAUGACCACUUCUCGUUUUCGCACUUAUGACUAUUGCACUAUCCUCAUCGUCAUGUGAUCACAAUUAUUGGCAACUGGCAAAUAGUUAUGAUGUUGCACUGUACCAGGGCUAUCUGAUCACCAUUUGAACCUUCCCAGCCAUCUUCUGACAAGCAACGUCAAUGGGGGAAGCUGGAUUCGCUUAACAACUGUGGCAGAAAAGGACUGUAGUUUCUCUAGAAGAAGCUGGAAAAAUUCAAAUUUCAAUACGGAUUCAUUCCUACUACUGGAAAAGAAACUUCAAACUUCUAGCAAGACAAAGCUCCAGCUAACAUGGAAAGGAGACUUCUGUGUGCUGUAACCAAAAGAGCAGAUGAAACAGUAGAUGUCUGCUUCUUGGGCCAGGAACAUUUAAUCAGAAUCAGCGAGGAGAGACGUAUAUCAGAAGAUUCAAAACCAAUGGAAUUACAUGGCAAGUCAGCCUGUAAAGGAGAAGCUUGUGGUUUCCAGAACUGGGAGUGGUCAAAGACCUUAGCAAGCCAAGAAAGAGCAAAAAACGUCCCAGGAGAGAAAGCAAAUAAAGCCAUUCCCUGCAGAGAAGGGAGCCCAGCUCCUUGUGGAACUAGCGUCCAGUUGAGAAUUGACACUGUGGAUAAUGGAUGGAAGAGUGAGAAAGAUGGGAAACAAUCUGAGGAACUAAAAGAAAAUUUUUGGAAUCAAAGUAGACCAAUGGGAGAAGAAGGAGGUUUUGUGGAGAAAAGAGGUGAUAAAUCUAUUGCUUCUCAAGGUAGAAGUUUCAGUGAAACCCCAGUUCAGCCUAGCAGCCAAACAGAUAAGAGAUGCAACAAUUGUCUGUAUAUUCACCAGUUAAUCCAUACACAGUCAAAUCAAAACUUCAAAUUUGGGAAGAGUGUGAAUUGGAACCAAAACCUUGCUGAUGGUCAAGCAUUUCUGGAAGACAAGAACCUCUAUAAAUGUUUGGAGUGUGGAAAGGGCUUCAGUCACAGCUCAAACCCCCCUUCGCAUCAGAGAAUUCGCAGAGGGGAGAAGCCGUAUAAAUGCCUGGAGUGUGGGAAGAGCUUCAAUUCAAGCACCAGCCUUUCUUCACAUCAAAGGACACACACCGGGGAGAGACCGUUCAGCUGCUUGGAUUGUGGCCUGAGUUUCCGGGACCAUUCAGGCCUUAUUAAACACAAGCGGAUUCACACUGGGGAAAAACCCUACCGUUGCUCAGACUGUGGCUUGAGCGUUAGCACUCAGUCAAGCUUAGUUCGACACCAGAGAAUCCAUACAGGAGAGAAACCAUAUCGGUGCACGGAAUGCGGGAAAUACUUCGGUCAGAGCACAGACCUUGCUUCACAUAGAAGGACUCACACAGGGGAGAAGCCCUAUAAAUGCUUAGAGUGCGGGAAAAGCUUCAGCCGAAGCACAAGCCUGACUUUGCAUCAGAGGAUCCACACCGGGGAGAGACCGUACAGCUGCUUAGACUGCAACAAGAGCUUCUCUGAUCAGUCAAGCUUUAUUAAGCACGAGAGAAGCCACACAGGAGAGAAGCCGUACAAAUGCCCGGAGUGUGGGAAGAACUUUAGUCGGAGCACAAGCCUUUCUUCACAUCAAAGGACACACACCGGAGAGAGACCGUUCAGCUGCUUGGAUUGUGGCCUGAGCUUCCGGGACCAUUCAAGCCUUGUGAAACAUAAGCGGAUUCACACUGGGGAAAAGACAUACAGCUGCUCAGACUGUGGCCUGAGUUUUACCACUCAGUCCAGCCUGGUUAGGCAUCAUAGAAUCCACACAGGAGAGAAACCGUAUCCAUGCUCGGAGUGCGGGAAGUACUUCGGACAGAGCACAGAUCUUGUUUCACAUAGAAGGAUUCACACAGGGGAGAAGCCCUAUAAAUGCUUAGAGUGUGGGAAGAGCUUCAGUCGAAACACAAGCCUAACUUUACAUCAGAGGAUACACACCAGGGAGAGACGAUAGAGUGCAGUAGGAAAAGUUUUUGUUUUAUCAAGCAGAAGUAAACCUAUGCAGAGAAGAAGUCAUAUUUAUAUGCACAGAAAGAUCUUCAGAGAACAAGCAUUAUUUCAAAGUAUUUAACUUGGACUUUUCACCAACCUGUGUAAACUUAGUUGUAUUUUUUAAGGUAGCCAUAUGAAAAAGUUAUUUUGUUGGUACUCAUUCUGUUAAGAAACCUCUACUGUGGUCAUUCAAAUGUAGAUUAGAAAUAGAUUUGUAAUUCUAACGCAUCGUUUAACUUGAAAAGUAUGAAUAAUUAAAUUUUAUAUUGCUUGCAAAGAACGUUCAUUCUGAACAAAAGGUAGACAGAGUAUAUACCUGUUAGAAAUGUUUGAACACUUUCAGAGCAAUCAUCUAAAUUCACAUAAAAUAAUUGUGUGGACUAAAAUAAACCAUACUGUUUCCCCCAACAGUGCCAGUCAUAGCUUUUAUGAGAAGAGAAUGAAAUUAGUCUAAUAACCUACAGAAUGGAAAAAACCAAUGGUGGUAUUCUGCCGGUUCUAACCGGUUCGGGCGAACCGAUGGCGGUGGGAGGCUCCGCCCGCCCACCCGCCCGGACAUCAUCAGGUCCCGUUUUUGACGCUCUGCGCAUGCGCGCUCACAUUUGUGAACUGGUAGCAAAGGUAAGUGAAUACCACCACUGAAAAAAGCAUCCAGAUGCAAUUCCAAGCAAAGGGGAAAGAUUUAAUACAUUAAAGCUUUAAAUGUCUGUAAUUGAUUACUAGGAAUUUUUAAUACAUUCCUGGAGAUAAGCUAUAUAAUGGGACUUAAUCUCUGAGUAGGUUUGCAUAGAAUUGUGCUGUAAGCCAAUAAAAGGUCAAAAUAGAAAUGCAGAUCAUUGAAAUCGGACUGAAUAUUUCUGAUCAAGGUCUGUCCUGAGUUGAGAAGGGCGGACACCGGCAAUUAAGAGAAGGAUAUGCAAGGCCUGCAAGGAAAAUGCAAAAAAGGGUUUCUGAGAUAGGAGAGAUCUUGAGGAAAAAAAUUGGUACUUUAAAUUGCAUAAUACGUACUUAUUUUCAGUAAAUAUAGAUAGUCCUUGUUCAGCAAUCACAGUUGAGACCGGCAACUCAGUCAUUAAAUAAAUGGUCAGUAAGUGAGUUGAUUGCUUAUGACCUUACAUCAGCUUUCCUUUGCUUUACAGACCUGUGGAGAUCAUAAAUUUGAGGACUGGUCCCAAAGUUAAUUUUUCAUCACUGUCAUAACUUUGAAUAGUUGCUAAAUGAGGACUACCUCUGAUGUCAAAAUAUGCAAUACCUGUAAAGUCGUAAAUUUCAUACAAGAUGUAAAGUACAGGCAUUAGCAAACUGAAGGGUUAGAUUCCUUGUUGAACAGUAUUGCUGAAAUUGUGUGACUUCUUAAGAUGUAACAGAACAGUUGGGAAAUUGAUAGUGUUUCUUUUGAGAUCGUUUCAUUCCGGAUUAGUUAAUUUAAUAUAAUUUAAAUCAUUGUUUUAAAAAAUGGAAUCACCAAGAGAUUAAAACCCUGCUGUUACACUUCGAUUUACAUCUCUUUCUUAACUGUUUUUUGUAUAUUUUUUAAAGUUGUGUUUCAAAACUGAUCAUUAAAACAAAUUAAUUGACAA